AUGAAACCAUCCAAAAUGAUCGGUGGCGAUUAUUCUCUAGAGCUGAACAACAUAUUCCACACGGGCCAGGUAGAGCCCGCCUCAUGUUUCCAAAGGCUGUUCGGGUCCGUGCAGACUGGGCUCAUACUCAAGGAUAUCACGUUGGAAGUUCGAGCUGGCGAAGUGAUGGCCAUACUGGGAUCAAAAGGCAGUGGUAAACGAGCACUUUUAGAAGUCAUUGCCAGGCGAAGCAAGGGACUGUCUCGAGGUCAAAUCCUCUUGGACGGGAGACCUCUUACGCAAGCUAUGUUUAACCAAUGUUGUGCAUAUGUUGGCCACCGAGCUGAUCUUGUCCCAUCGUUGUCUGUACAGCAAACUCUACACUACGCAGCUAACUUAUCUAUUGGCUCACAGGUCAGUGGCUACGUUAAAGACUCCAGGGUCAGACAAGUAUUAGCAGACUUGGCCCUGAGUCAAGUAUCCAGACACAGUGUAGAGGCAUUGACCGAAGGUGAGUACAGACGGCUAGUCAUCGGGACGCAAUUAGUCAAAGAUCCAGUGUUAUUGUUGUUGGACGAGCCGACCGCUGGAUUGGACCCGUUGACUACGUACUUAGUCGUGUCUAUGGUUAGCAGCCACGCAAAGCGCAGAGGGCGGGCUGUAAUACUCACUAUGGAAAAACCAAGAUCGGAUGUUUUUCCGUUUCUCGAACGCGUUGCUUACUUGUGUUUGGGUGACUUGGUGUACGCAGGACCGACUAGAAUGAUGUUGGACUAUUUCCGAGCGGUUGGCUUUCCGUGUCCAGAAAUGGAAAAUCCGCUCAUGUACUAUUUGUGUUUGUCAACGGUAGAUCGACGAUCUCGCGAGAGGUUCGUCGAGUCCAAUGCACAAAUCGUGGCACUGGUGGAGAAGUUUAAAAUGGAAGGGGCGCCCUACAGGAAGUCGUCUGCAAUGUCUGUGCUCCUCGGGUCACCGCCCAAUGACCACCAACCCAACUCACAUCCGUAUCCAUAUUCGGCACAGGGGUCUUCGACCACACAAAUCGGAAUGACGCUAUACCAACGGCAGUUCGCAUCCACUUUCGGAUGUUCCUGGCAAGCUCUGUUCUACUUGUCAGCACGACUCAUCGCCAUGCCAAUCGCGUUCCUAUUGGUUUGGAUAUUUUUCCAUGACAUUAAGGACUACCAGACGACGUUCAUGUCCCGCAGCGGUCUGCUGUUGACGUGCAUAACGACGACGUAUUUGACUUCGAUAUUCACUACGGCGUACACGUUCGCUCCUCACAGGACACGAUACUAUCAGGAAAACCAAGAUGGCACGUACAACGGACCACUUUUCCUCGUCAGUUAUUUCACUUUCUCGUUGCCACUCGCUUUUCUCACCGUCUCCGGAUCGUCAGCCAUACUGUACCACCUGAUGAAGUUCGACGACUGGACGGAAUUGAGUCUGUUUGCGGCCGUGCUGUUGAGCUGCUACCUGUUCGCCGAACAGCUGGUCGUCGCCGUGAUGGCCAUAUCCAGGAACCCUUACAACACCAGUGUGUUUUGCAUAUACAUCGUCAGUGUUAUGAUCGUGCUCGGCAGCGGAAUGUUGAGAUCAUACCGGGGCAUGUCGGAAUGGCUGUCGUGGGUGACUUACGCCACGCAGACCAGGUACGCCGGGGCCUAUCUGACGGCCCAGGCUUUCGACGGCCGCCAGCAGUACAACGGGUUGCCGCAGAGCGCCGAGCAGAACUGCUCCAUACCCGCGGCCGAGCCGUUCGUGUGCCGGUACCCGGACGGAGCUUCUUACGUCAACGAACGGUACCCGGCCACGGUGGCCGACCCGCAGAUCAACCUGGUCGCCAGCUUCGUGUUCCCGGUGGCCGCCGCCGUGUUCAACAUCCUGCUGUACGUGGCCCCGCUGCCGUCCUACGUCAAGGCAAAGUUCAGGGAAUGA
Macrosiphum euphorbiae (potato aphid) is the source of this 1917-nucleotide messenger RNA. The record is from the annotation of a GenBank genome assembly. Lineage: Eukaryota; Metazoa; Arthropoda; Insecta; Hemiptera; Aphididae.